Messenger RNA from Acipenser ruthenus (sterlet), 1995 nucleotides. Its product is annotated as fibulin-5-like. The record is from RefSeq and is a predicted model, not a curated record. The coding region runs from base 197 to 1564 and encodes 455 amino acids. Gene Ontology annotation, molecular function: calcium ion binding. NCBI's taxonomy places the organism in Eukaryota, Metazoa, Chordata, Actinopteri, Acipenseriformes, Acipenseridae. The transcript has 12 exons.
UUUCCAGUUCAGUCUGAUUAGCUGCAUAAAGCUUGCCGUUCAUGUAUGUGUGUUCACAUCCAUCUACAUUUUUUUGGUAUUUAUUUUUCUACAGUGCUGUUCCAAUUGGAGAGGAAAAAUAUUAGGGGGCCAAGAAAUACUUUGGGACUUGCUGUGAAGACUCUGGAAGACACUUACAAACGUCAAGACAAUAAGAAUGCUUUCAGCACUGCUGUUAAUUCUGCUGCACUUCCACUUAGGAAGCACUCAGCCGUGUUCUCAAGGGUUCCAUGCUGAGCGACAGACAGGACAGUGCAUAGAUAUUGACGAGUGUCGGUUGUUCCCAAACACCUGCAGAGGGGAUAUGAGGUGUAUCAAUCAGAACGGAGGGUACCUGUGUGUUCCACGGACAUUCGGGGGGGGUACGACCUAUGCAAGGCCGAACUCCCCAUCCUUUCCUGGCUUGACCUAUCCAGAUUCCUCAGUGUCCUUCUCAAAUCCCUUCCCUCCUGCCCCUGCCCCUGUCCCUGUUCCAGCACCUAACUUCCCCACACCAGGAAGAUCGAUCCUCUGUCGGUUUGGGUACGUCAUGAGUGAAGACAAUCAGUGUGUUGAUAUCGAUGAAUGUGCCACCGAUGCCCACCAGUGCAACCCCACCCAGAUCUGCAUCAACACGGACGGAGGAUACACCUGCUCCUGCACAGAUGGCUACUGGCUUGUUGAAGGACAAUGCCUGGAUAUAGAUGAGUGCAGGUAUGGAUACUGCCAGCAGCUGUGUGCCAAUGUUCCAGGAUCCUACUCUUGUACCUGCAAUCCAGGCUUCAUCCUCAAUUCUGACAGCAGAUCGUGCCAAGAUGUGGAUGAAUGUGAUGGAGAAAACCCCUGCGGCCACAACUGUUUCAACACCUACGGCUCCUUCUUGUGCCGCUGUGAUACUGGCUUUGAACUGGGAGCUGAUGGCAUUACCUGUGAGGAUAUGGAUGAGUGUGGUUUCUCAGAUUUCCUUUGUCAGCAUAAGUGUGUGAACCAGCCAGGCUCAUAUUACUGUAUCUGCCCUCAGGGGUAUUCAAUCUUUGAGGAUGGCAGGGAGUGUCAAGAUAUCAAUGAAUGUGAGACGGGUAACAACAACUGUACAUCAGCACAAGUAUGUUUCAAUUUCCAGGCAGGAUAUAAAUGCUUAGACCCUGUCAAUUGUGAAGAGCCUUACAUCGAACUCGGUGAAAACCGCUGCAUGUGCCCUGCAGACAACAUUGGCUGCAGGGAAAAGCCUUUCACAAUCCUAUACAAGUACAUGGACAUGGCCGGUGGGGGGCGCAGUGUACCCACCGAUGUGUUUCAAAUGCAGGCGACCACUCGCUAUCCUGGAGCUUACUACAUCUUCCAGAUCAAAUCAGGCAACGAGGGCAGAGAGUUCUACAUGAGGCAAACCGGGCCCAUCAGCGCCACCCUGGUUCUUACAAGACCGAUCAAAGGACCGCAGGAGGUCGUGCUGGACCUAGAGAUGGUCACUGUCAACAGUGUCGUUAACUUCAGGGGCAGCUCUGUCAUCAGGCUGAUAAUAUUCGUCUCUGAACACUCCUUCUGAUCCCCUGGCCCUGCAGACACAUCGAGGGCACUUUCCCUUUUCCACUAUGCAGCUUGUCUUGUUUUAAUGGAUCUGUUGCUGCAGGCAUUUGUAAUCCAAAUUACAAACUGAGAAUCCAGUGCUUUCUAGAAUGGAGCAGGGUUGAACCAUUCCAGAAUGGUGUCAAAAUAUAUUACAAACGCAUCUAUUACACAAUUGUUUCACUUAUUGUAUGCUAUGGUAAAAAUCUUUCAAACUCACCAGUGCAAUUUAAAUAGUAAAACAAUCACAGGGUUAUAGAUUUACUGCAUUAUUUCAGUGAGUUUAACCAUACGCAUGUAACGCAUUUCAGCAUAAUGUUUUGUAUUUGUAGUUCAUAAAGUAAAGGAAUUGGCCUAUAAACAAUGUUAAAGGGGAUUCCUCUCCUUAAUAAAAUUGUUUAUUAGACAGAA